CAGCUCACCAACCUCGUCGAUCUUCAAAAUCUGAGCGCAAGACAAUCACAUAUUAUUCAUACGCAUCAUCACUCACUUCCAAAAACAAGAUUCAAAAAUAAUAUGAUUUGGUAACUCAACAAACUCAUGCUCCAUCUCCACUGCUUCUAUAGAUAUUAUACACAAAACAAGACAUAAUAAAUGAAUUUCAUAUAGUAUCAAACAGUACAUUACACUACCAAAACACCAACUUUCCACCUCAUAUACUGCACAUACUAAACUUUGCUAGUCAAACUACAAAUGGUAUCAUUGUAUUACCUCAAGAAAGUGAGGUACUUGAUAUGCAUAUCAUCACACAUAUUCUCCACAGCAUCCCUUAAAUCCAAAAGCUCAUACCACACCUUUGUAAUUUCCUGCAACAUUAUCAUAUCAACCAAGAGAAGAAGAAAUCAUGAAAUAAUUUUAAUCUUAAGUUAGUAAUUUCUCAUGAUUUAAAUAUAUGUUAAGUUCUAUGUCUUUUGAUUGCUAACAGAUCAACAGUAAGAUUCCAAAGGACCCAAUUUAUAAGGUCUUAUAAAUUUGAGAUUUGAAAACUUCAUGAGAAAAACUUCAAAACUUCGUCUUCCUUCCUAGAUAUUGAUCGAAUUUGAUAUACCAACCUACAAUUACAUAAAGAGACAAAAAUCACCAUCUAUUAACCUUUACCUUUGUUAGCGUUUCUUAGGUGUUGGGAGAGAGAUCGUCUCGUUCGUUUGAGCUUGUAAAGUCUGUUAGCUUCGUGGAGAACUCGCCAUUGUCGUGAGAUCUCGCCGGAAAACUCAUCAGCGUCAUCAGAUCUUAAACUCGUCAGUAUUCAUCAAAUCUCGUCGGGAAGUGUCGUUAAAUCUCCUCAGAAUCUCACAUAUCCGAUAGUUGUCUUUUGCCGGAGCUCGCCGAAUUCUCACAUUGAGGAAGAAGAUAGAAAUUAAUUAGGGACAUAAUGGUCAUUUUUCUGUUAAAAUUUUGAUGGUAAAACUGGUUAAGGUAUAAAUGAAAAUUGGUAUUAGGAAAGUGGUAUUAGUAUUAAUUAUUUGAUCAAAAAUAAAUAAAAAAAAUAAAGAAAGAUUGGAGAGCAUAUGGCCAGAUGUAGUAUUUAAUUAUUUGGACGUUCGAAUUCAACUCAAAGAUUAUCGUAUCUUGAUUGAGACAUUAAAUAAAUCGCGUUCAUAAUUAAGAAGUACAGCUAGUGAAAUAAUUAACUAAUCGGGUUCAUAAUUAACUAAUCGCGUUCAUAAUUAAGAAGUACAGCUAGUGAAAUAUAUUUUGACUUAAAUAAAUAAAAAUCGAGAAAAAAAUCACAAUAAACGCGGUAUAUUACAAGGAACCACGUCUAUCUGUCUGGUCGGAAAUUAGAAGUAGUUGACUUUUAAGUUAAACUGAUGUAUGCAGCAUGCUCCACAGAUUACAGAGCCAAGAAAAAACAACUUAAUUAAGCCUUUCUUUAAGAAACGUUCAAUACACUCAUUUUGCUUUACAUUUCAUUAAAUUCUCCUGAACCAAUGGCACUAGAAUGUCCCUUCUCUCAUCUCUCUAAGCCUCACAAUGUUUUCCGCCGAGAUUCUCCACAACUCUUUCGCUGCUACGUAUGCAAUGAAGAAUCCAAGGAAUAUUCAGAAUCCUACUAUUGUUCUACUUGCAAGAAAGAAUCUCACAUUGGUUGUUACAAGUUUCAACCUCAGAUUAAACAACACCCUUAUCAUCCCUCCCACCCUCUCACCCUCGUCAUCACUCCUAAUUCCAAUUCUUUGAUACCUAAUUCAUGGCCAGAUGAAGAAGUUAUCUCUCCCCUUGAUGAGAAUCUUGGAGGGUGCAAAUGUUGUCGGAGACAACUUCAAGACAGGUACUAUCAUUGUUCUAUUUGCAAGUUCAGUAUAAAUGCCACUUGUGCGAUAAAUCCACCGCUUCUCACUAUUGUCCCGAAGAAGAGCCAUGAGCAUAUGGCCUUCACUCUCUUUCCUAGACGCAUCUCCUUGCCUUGUGACGCUUGUGGUGUUUUACUCGACAAAGGUAGUGAUCAUGUCUAUACUUGUCUUUCAAGCAACUACAUAGCCCAUAGAAAAUGUAUCUCAUCUCUACCAUGUGUCAUUAAGAUCACCCGACACAUUCAUCGUCUCCAGCACACACCCUCUCUUUUCUCUCCAAAUGCUGACACUUCUGGUUUCGCUUGCGGAGUUUGCCACAAACCUGUCGAUGUCAACUACGGGCAGUACUCGUGCAUUAAGGGUUGCCACUAUGCUGUCCAUUCAAAAUGUGCAACGAGGAAAGAUGUGUGGGAUGGGAAAGAACUCAAAGGAGUGCGUGAAGAACAAGAAAAGGAUGGAGUUGUGGAGCUAUUCCAGAGGAUUGAUGAUGAGACAAUUCUACAUUGUAAUCAUGAGCACCAUCUGAAGUAUUCUGGAGAAAACAAUGAUGUAUGCGAUGGAAACAAGUACUGCCAAGCUUGUCUCCUUCUAAUAGUGGACUCUGAUAGUUUGUAUAGUUGUAUGAAAUGCAACUUUAUUCUCCACGAAGCAUGUGCACUACUUCCUCGCAAGAUAGCUCAUCCACUGCACAAACACCCACUCACACUCCUUCCAUUCCCUACUAAUCUCUAUUUGAUCCAGUUCAAGGUUUUUGUGGAAGGUAUGUUCAAGUGCAGUGGUUGUCACCAAAGAGGAUGUGGAUUCAUGUACCGAUGCACCGAGAAAGGUUGUAGGUUUCAGCUAGACGUCAGGUGCGCUUCUCUUGAAGAAUCAUUUAUACAUGGCAGUCAUGGUCACCCUCUUUUCUUAAGUUUGAACAAAGGUAAAUGCAUGAGGUGUGACACCAAUCAAUGUUCACCGUUUUACCUAGAGUGUGUUGAAUGCACGUGGUUUUUGGGUCUUAAGUGUGCUAUGUUACCAAAUAUUGCUUACUACAAAUUUGAUAGGCACCCACUCACACUUUGUUACGGAGAAAAAGGUACAAGAAGUGGUCAAUACUGGUGUGAGCUAUGUGAAACAACAUUACAUUCAAGUGAAUGGUUCUAUACAUGUAACAUUUGUGGAGUCACUCUUCAUGUUACUUGUUUGCUGGGGAAAGAGGUAUACAUGAAGCCCAACCAUACCAUAUAUAUAAAUGAUGAAAAGGUCGACAUUGUUCGCAACAAUGGUAACCCGCGGCCAUUUUGUGAUAAAUGUUACGAUCGUUGUGUGGAUACAUUGGUAUUAUUCAAAGAGGACUCACGUAAGUAUUGUUGUACAUUGCAAUGUAUGCAAAAAUUACUGGAUCGAGAGAAACAAGAAAAGGAGCACGAAGGAGACGAAUAAAGACAUUUGAUCCAAAUAGACCUUUUGUGUAUUAGCUCGUUUAUGAAUUUAUUUGUCUUUCUUCAAGUAUAAGACAUAAACUAUCAACAGAAAAAUAGAAAGCCUUUUUUCAAAAAGAAAAAACUAUCAACAGAAAAACCUACCAAUUAUUUACUUAUAUUAAUUCUUUUUAUUUUUUAUUAUUUAGUUAUUAAUUAAAUUUUCUCACAUAUCUUAAAAUAUUUUGGUUAAUAUAUUUUUCUUUAUUUGAAGUAAAUUAAAUUUCAUAAUUGAACUAUUUAUUUUUCAAAAAAAUUCAUGAUAUAUAUAUAAUCAUUUUAAUUACAAAAUAGAUACAUCGAAUUUUUUUAUAUAAAACAUUUUGAAAACCAAAACAUUUUUUAUUCUUAUAUUUUAUUGAUGUGUUACUAGAUCGUCCAAUGAUUUAUUAAGUUAUCAUUCACAUGAUCAUACAUGAAAUUAUUUUCAAAUUUUUAAGUUGAGACACCCAAUUAAUCCGGUGUAUAAAAAUGUAAAAGAUUCUCAAUAGUGAUGCACUGAUUAAUCAUAUUCAAUCAUUGUUUUCUGAAUUCUCACUAAAACCAUGAUCAUACCCACAAAAGAUAAUUAAAAUUUAUUCUCGGUGAGAUCCACUAUCAAAUUAACAUGUGCUGUAAAUGACCAAUUAGAAGACAAAGUCGUGAGAAAUAAAAUUUAAAAACCUAUUGGCAUAUUCUAUAGUUUCUAUAUAUGUAAACUAUAGAAUAUGCCAAUACAAUCUAUUGGCAUAUUCUAUAGUUUCUAACAAAAUUUUAAAAACCUACAAUUUAUUCAAUUUCAAACUUAAAACUAAAUUCCUAAAAUCCAAACCAUGGUUUUUCUUCAUCUAGGUUCACCAACCAAUAAUAUUUGGGAUAAUUUGAAAAAUACUCUGUUUGUAGUUUGAAAUUUGGAGAAUAUACUUGUAUUUUUAAGUUUUGAAAACUAUACUCUUUGAAAUGUGAUAAGACAUUUUAAUCCAAAUUUGAAUAAAAAAGUAUACGGUCUCUAACAACUAAAAUACAUAUUUGAAUACUGUUAAUAUUUAUAUGAUAAUACACUUUUUGUGAUUUCAUGUACCUUCGUAAAUUCUCGCAGUAGCUAGGAUUUUUUUUUAAUCAGAACAUCAUCAAAGUAUAAAGUAUAGAAUUGGUGCUAGUAGUUUAUUGGAUGUAUGUGCUUAUUUACUUCGUUCUGUCAAUUUUAGAAGA
Brassica napus (rape) is the source of this 4534-nucleotide messenger RNA. RefSeq lists its product as uncharacterized. Bases 1518 to 3305 code for a protein of 595 amino acids. The transcript has a single exon. Lineage: Eukaryota; Viridiplantae; Streptophyta; Magnoliopsida; Brassicales; Brassicaceae. The record is from RefSeq and is a predicted model, not a curated record.